AUGAGGAAGCCUCGAAUUAGAAUUAUGUUCUUUGGACUGACUGCAGGCCUUUGUCUUUUGAUCUUUGUUUACUUUGAAAAAAAUCCGACAGAAAACCAAGUCACAGAAACCAUGCAAAAUGAGUACAAUUCAUUUAUGAUCAAAUUCGAGAACUCAGAUGAUCCAUACACUGCGGAUCAGUCUGUGAACACAGUAAUUAGACGUAGACUUAGUCUUCCACUCAAAGGACAAGCAUUCAAUCCCGUUGUGCAAAAUUAUGUAGAACAUUUGAAAUGGAGUGGGGAAAUUGGAAAUAAUAUCAAUGUUGAGACGAUCGGUCGGUUCGCCAGAUCUCACUUGCAGCCAAGGGACACAGAGCUAACUUCCAAAGAUUUGAACAAUGUCAGAAAGUGUAUGAGCACCAGCAAACAGGAUUACCAGAGAGAUUACGGGAAUUUUUUUGGAGGUGACCAAGGGAGAUUACAAAAUAUUCGAAGAACCCAUCAUAAAUAUCUGAAUGACAAAAAACUUAUGAUAGAGGUAGGAGGGAACUGGGGCUGGGAUGCCGGGAACUUCACACAGCUCUAUAACAUGAACUAUAUCAUUUUGGAGCCAUUGAAGCGAUACACAGAUAUUCUGGGAAAAAAGUUUAAAGGAAAUGAGAAAGUCUGUGUUUACAAUAUAGGACUUGGGUCUAAAACGGAAAGAGUCAUGGUAAACCUAGAGGGAAAUAAUGCGUGCGCAACGACGAAGUUCUCCAAGAAGAAUGGAACCAUUCCUAUCUAUAUUGUUAAUGUCAUAGACUUCUUAACAGAUCUAGGAGUUGGAGUUUACGAACUUGAUCUACUGACAAUGAAUUGUGAAGGCUGUGAGUAUGAAGUACUAGAGACACUAGUGCGAUCCAACGUUAUUGAGAAAAUUCGCAACAUCCAGUGGGCAACCCAUACUAAGAUUAGCAUCGACGACCCGUGGCGGCGUUACUGUCGCAUUCAGGAACUCCUUAAACGAACACAUCGGCCAACAUACCAGUACAAGUUUAACUGGGAGAACUGGAGACGGAAUAAUGUUACUUAA
Messenger RNA from Ostrea edulis (European flat oyster), 1053 nucleotides. RefSeq lists its product as uncharacterized. The record is from RefSeq and is a predicted model, not a curated record. Lineage: Eukaryota; Metazoa; Mollusca; Bivalvia; Ostreida; Ostreidae. The transcript is spliced from 2 exons. The coding region runs from base 1 to 1053 and encodes 350 amino acids.